This is a messenger RNA of Fusarium keratoplasticum, 2649 nucleotides long. RefSeq lists its product as uncharacterized. The transcript has a single exon. Gene Ontology annotation, biological process: carbohydrate metabolic process. Lineage: Eukaryota; Fungi; Ascomycota; Sordariomycetes; Hypocreales; Nectriaceae. Gene Ontology annotation, molecular function: hydrolase activity, hydrolyzing O-glycosyl compounds. The record is from RefSeq and is a predicted model, not a curated record. Bases 1 to 2649 code for a protein of 882 amino acids.
AUGGUAUACCCGGGUUCUCUGCUCGGGCUCUUAUUCAUAGUCCUCAUUACAGACACUCAAGCAACCUCGGUCCCUCGCCAACGCAUCAAUCUUAACAAAGGAUGGCAGUUCUGGCGAUCGGUUCCCAAUCCAGAUGGAGUCGUCUACGACCAUCUCCCAAACCAGAUCGAAAACGCCACAGUCCUUAAACCUUGGAUUCUCCCUUCUGGAAAUGAAUUUAUUACAGACAAGAGUCGUCAUCACAAACGUCCAGACGGAGAUCCGGAGAUCGACAUCCCGUUUGUUCAAAGCACGUACCAAGAUGACGACUGGGAGAGCGUCAAUCUGCCUCAUGACUGGGCCAUCAGCGGUCCUUUUUAUGAAGGGGAAAACCCUGUCAUCAGUGGAGGCAUGGGACGUUUGCCUGUUCAUGGAGUAGGCUGGUACCGCCGCAAAUUAGACAUUUCCCGCUCUCUUCGGGGCAAACGAAUCCACCUCGACAUCGACGGCGCCAUGUCUUAUGCUAUGGUCUGGCUGAAUGGGCAUCUCGUCGGUGGAUGGCCGUAUGGGUACAACUCUUUCCGUCUUGACCUUACGCCCUUCAUGGAAUACGGUGAGAACCAACUGGCUAUUCGGCUUGACAACGCCCCAGAUUCGUCCAGAUGGUAUCCUGGUGCUGGGCUUUACAGAAGCGUUUGGCUUACUGUUGGCGACCCGACGCAGGUAUCUCAGUGGGGGACAUACAUCACUGCUCGGGAUGUCUCCAAAAAGUCCGCAAUACUUGAUCUUUCCGUUCAGGUUCAGAACAAGGCGGGAAAGAGGAGAGCAAUCAGAGUAGAGACGGAUAUUUUCACAUUCGAUCCGGAAACUGGAAACCCUGGGAAAAAAGUUGGAAAAUUCCCAUCCAAGACGAUUCACCUAUCUCCGUCGGAUACCACCCGCCUCAACAGUUCCACAACCAUCACCAACCCUCGUCUUUGGGGUCCGCCGCCAUCCCAGCAGCCCAAUCUCUACGUUGCAGUUACCAGGCUCAAGGUCAAUAAUCGGGUCAUCGACGAGUACGAAACUCAAUUCGGGAUUCGAUCUCUGGAAUUCAACCCAGACAAAGGCGUCUUCGUCAAUGGUGAAAAGGUGCCCAUCCAAGGCGUCAACCAGCACUCCGACCUAGGCGCUCUAGGCAUGGCGUUCAACGUCCGAGCGGCCGAGCGACAGUUGGAAAUCCUAAAGGACAUGGGCUGCAAUUCCAUCCGGAUGUCUCACAACCCACCUGCAGUUGAGCUUCUUGACCUCACAGACAAGAUGGGAUUCCUGGUCAUCGACGAGAUCUUUGACGCUUGGGAACGCAACAAGACCGCCGCUGGUUUUCACUUGCUAUUUCCCGACUGGCAGGAGCCAGACCUCCGAGCCUUCUUAAGACGUGACAGGAAUCAUCCUUCAAUCAUCUCGUGGAGCUACGGGAACGAAGUAGGCGAGCAAUACACCGCUGAAGAAGGAGCCGCAGUAUCAAAGAUGCUUCAGGGCAUAUUAAGGGAAGAAGAUUCGACAAGACCAUCAUCAGCAUCAGAGAACUACGCAACACCCGGCAUGCCCUUCCCCCAGGUCCUCGACAUUCUCAACAUCAACUACCAAGGCGCCGGAAUCAGAAACACAGAAGCAUACUCCAACCUCCAAGGCAUCCAUACUCACCCCCUCUACCCCGACUAUCACAAAGCGUACCCGGACAAGCUCAUCCUCGGCUCCGAGACAGCGUCCACACUCAGCUCUCGCGGUGUCCACCUGUUCCCCGUCACAAACUACAGCAGCGCCCCCGUAAACGACACCUCGGGCGGCAACUCGACUCUCCAACAGGUCAGCGCCUACGAGCUCUACUCUGCGCCCUUCGGUUCAUCCCCCGACAAGGUCUUUGCAGAGCAGGACCGUAACCCGUACGUAGCUGGGGAGUUUGUCUGGACGGGGUUCGACUACAUCGGUGAGCCGACGCCUUAUUACUCUGCGAGGAGUUCGUACUCUGGCAUUGUGGAUCUGGCGGGGUUCAAGAAGGAUCGGUUCUGGCUGUAUCAGACUCGCUGGCGACCUGAUGAGCGCAUUGCUCACAUUCUGCCUCACUGGACUUGGCCUGAGCGUGUGGGCGAGGUGACGCCCGUUCAUGUAUUCUCCGAGGCUGAUGAGGCAGAGCUGUUUCUCAAUGGCCACUCGCAGGGUCGUCGAACAAGAGAUGAGCAUGCUUAUCGGUUCAGAUGGGAUGAUGUCGUUUAUAAACCUGGGGAGCUGCAUGUCGUCACUUUUAGAAACGGGGAGGAAUGGGCGAACAAUACUGUCACGACUGCACGGAAGCCGUCGAGGUUGAGAUUGACGGCGGACCGAGGGAACAUCAGAGCUGAUGGUGAGGAUUUGGCAUUCAUCACCCUUGAAGUGACGGACGACAAAGGCCUUAUGGCACCACGGGCGAAUGACGAGAUACGGUUCUCGAUCUCCGGUCCAGGGGAGGUCAUCGCAACGGACAAUGGGAAUGCGGCGGACUUCGUGGCUUUCCCAUCACAUACCAGGAGUGCAUUUAACGGCCUUGCUCUUGCUAUAGUUCGUCUAAACUCUGGGGCUGCGGGUUCGGUUACCGUUUCUGCCGAGGCGGAUGGACUGAAGGGUACCUCUGUUGUUGUUGGGCCAGUCUAG